AUGGACCUGUCCAUCAGGGAGCGGCUGCUGGCGGCAGAGAGCCGCCGAGAUGCAGAGGCUUUGGAGAAUGCUUAUGAGUUGAUCAAAUCAGCCAGCCAAGAAAAAUCAUCAGAUAACUUGAGCACUGACUUAUAUGUUUUAUGUGCUGAACAAGGACUUCAGCUGGGAUAUCUGGAAAUCAGCAGUGACUGUCUGCAGAUGUAUUUUAAAGGAAAAUUUCCUGUGAACCAGUUUCUUGGCAGAGCUUAUUUGUGCCAAGGCCAGUUGCACACUCCACUCUCUACGGACAAUUUGGAAGACUUUGAGAAGUUUGUGAUGUUUUUUAGGAAGGCAAUAGAUUUUGCCAUCCACAAUCAAAGAUACUAUUUUUUGAUAUAUAAUGCCUCAGUUCUUUACUGGCAGCUUGUGAGGCCGUAUCUUAAGCCUGGGUUCCGCUAUUGUCUUAUUCCCAGCCUUUCUCAGAUUGUUAAGGCAUUAAACCAAAUUGAAGAACAAGACAGUGAAUGGAGAGCAGAGCUCAUGAUAAAUUUACUGGAGUGUUUCCUCGAUGCUUCAAAACUGAAAGACGCAAAAGAGUUUUCGUCUACCGCAGCGACCUUUAUUAAAGAAAAUGUUCCAGAUAAAUAUUCUCAAUUAUUUUCUCUAAUGGUAUAUCACAAACUAAUGGAUAUUUCCCAGGUAGAGAAGGAAAUACAACAUUCCAUCCAUUUAUCAGUUAUUUAUAAAAUGCAGACCUUAAAAUUGCAGUGGGACACAAAUGAGUUUCCAAGUGAUGCCACUGAAAAUCUGAAUUCUUUGUAUGUACUGUUGAAACAAUACGAGGUACCUCCAGCAUCUGUUCUCAGAUUGAAGAUUCCUUUGAUUCUGGAGCUAGCUCGUUUUUGUAUGAAAGUAAAUUGCUUGAAGCUUGCCUAUGAUUGUAUUCUUGAUUUGAAGAGAGCUGAGAUUACUGACCAAGGGAAACUUAUUGAAAUACAAUGCCUGGAAAGUGAAUAUGAAAUUAAAAAAAUGGACACGAGAAUUAUGACUUACGCCAAAGGAGUUGUUGAGGCUCAGCUGGAAGUGAUAAAAACCCUUGGGUUAGCCUUAAAAUGUGCGGUUCGGUUGGGGGAUCCUGGUGUGAUUCAGGUGGUUUGUGCAGCCCAGUGGAAUCUGUGCCUGCCACUGCUACAGCACAAUUUGCUUCAGUGUGUGCGGACGCCGUUGGCAGCAGUGGCUGAUGUGCUCGAAGGCAUUGACAGCAUGCUGAUUUUGUUGCGGUGCCAAGUUCAUAUGGAAAUAGCUCGUAUUGAAGAAGAUGGGGACAGAAUAGAGGCUGCUGUGGAGCAUGUGCAAAAGGCUAUACAUCUGGACAAGAAGGGGCAGCACCAAGAGUAUCUGAGACUGACUUUAAAUCGCCUCCAUUUGUGCACUGUGCUGCAUAAGUCACCUCAGCGUCCAGAGGAUCGGGCAGCAGUGCUGAUUGAACGGGCUAAAAGGCGGGGAGAGCAGAAGGAUAGUGUGCAAAAAAGGAGGUCCCUUCUGGUGAAUGCUGGUCAUGCAUUAGCUCCUGAAUCAUUUCAUAUAGUCCUUGACAGUGAGAAUGAAGCUAAAGUUUCCUUAGGUAAAAGUGGGAGCCGGAUAAGCUACCUCUGUGCAAAAGCACAACAUCAUAUUAAAAGUGUGGAGAAAGCUGAUGAACAUUUGAAACACUUCAGAGGUGAAAAUGAGGGAGAGAGAGUUACACUUUGGGCAGAUCUGGCAAAAGCUGCACGUAAAGGGGAAGUGUGGGACGUCUGCCGCGCAGCCUGCAGAUUUUGUCUCUUGUAUGAGGAGGCUUUGUUUAGGAAGGUAACAAAGACUAAAAAAACACCGAACAAGAAACUUAUUAUGACUACAAUGGAUGAUGAUCAAGGUGACAGCUUACCAAGAGAAUCAGUACUGCCUGAUAAAUACUUCUCUUUUGAAAGAGAUUUACUAAGAAUAUUAGCAGAAAUAAGAUUCAUUAAUGCAGAGGCAACUAUUAAUUUGUUAAGAUUGCAGGGUGUUGAACUGAAUGAUCAUGCUGUACCUCCAGAACGUGCAAGUCCAGGACGUGUUUCAUAUCCUCCUGAAUAUGAUCCAGAAUGGAAAACAUACAGUUCAUGGAUAGAGUACUUAUCUCAGUAUGCUAUGGGAAACUUCCAACGUGCAGCUGAAAUAGGAGAAGAACUGAAUGAAGCCUGGAUUGUUCACAGUGCUGUGGUAUAUACCUUAAACUACAACAGACAUAUUAUCUCUUCAGGAAGACAGAGGCAAAUUAUUGAGUAUCUGCAGACUCUUCUCGGAGCCACCCAGACUGUUGGGCAUGAGGGAAGUGCUAUGACUCUGUUGAUGUUAUGUGAUGCUUUGGCUCGGGGCUUAAUGCUUCGUUGGAUUCCAAAGCCAGAAUUUGCUGAAAAGGAAAAAAAAGGUGCAGCAACAGGCAGAAGUGAAAAAGCUUCAGCAAAGAAAACUGACAAAGCAAAUGUCAGCCUGCCUUCUUCAGUAGAUCCCACUGGGCUUCCUGAUGUCAAGGCUGCCUUAGAGAUUUGUGAAUUUGCUCUGAGUGUGGCAGAUGGAGCCAUGCCUGAUGAAGCAGUACCUGUGGCUGCACAGCAACAGAUCAUUGCUACGUGGGUAAAAGCAAAGCAGUUAAAUCAGCAGCAGAUCAGAUACAAGCUUGGGACAGAGGAGGAGAAUAAGGAUGAAGCACAAAAUCUCAUGGCAAGAAUUCUUGUUGGCCUAGAAAUGUAUUCAUGUAAUGGCUUGGGCCUCAUGGAUUUCACUGUUCCUAGCUUAUCUCAGUUAGUGAAAUUGGCUUUGGAAUGCAGUUGGUCAGAUUCCUUAGUGGAAUUGCAGACACUGACACGACUGAUAUAUUUUGCAUAUGAAUCCUAUGACUAUGAGAUAGUGAUGAUUUGUUCCAAAAGGAUCUUGCAAACAGAUGAGAAGUUUUUGCACAGUAGAGAUGCUAGGAAAGAUGAAAUGCCUGGAAACACGGCAAGACAAGAAAUGUUAAGCAUCGCUGCCUGUAUACAAGGAAAGAGUAUAAUGGAAAAUUCCUCUGGAAGAAAACAUGUGUGUGUGGAAGCAUCAGAAGCCUUUGUCCAGAGUGCCAGGUUUGCAGGAAAAGCUGGAAGUUAUCCCCUUGUAAUGUUUGCAGCCAGACACUUUUGGAAUACAUGUUUGCCCUUAUUAGGAUCUCCUCAAGACAGAGGGCAGUUUAAAGAACCCACUGAAAUAUUUCUUAAGAAUAUAAUCAAAGCAGAAUCUAAAAAUAAACAGGAGAAGAAAGAGUUGUUGCCUUUGCAUCAGUGGAUUACAAAGGAUUUUCAAAGUAUUGGAUUAUCAGUUGGAUGCUUUCUCCCAGGUGCUGAGGAAGAUCUGACAUUAAGAACCUCCUUAUAUGGGUUAUUAUUCCACAUCUAUGCUGAUCAAGCUGACUGGGAGACUGCACUGAAAGUCCUGGAUGAAGCUAUUCAAGUUUUGCCUCAGACAAGACACAGGCUCCUGAUUUUUAAGCAUAGAGUUACAGUGAAGGCAAGACUGGGAUGCACUCUUACAAUGGACAUUGAGAAACUGAGAGAUGAAAGUGAAGAUUAUUUGUCACAAAUGUGGCGUCACCUGGUGACAGUCUCCAGCAGUACUGUUGGACAGUUAAGCUGUUUCCAAAAUGCCAUCACUGCUGUACAGAAACAAGAAAACGAAUGGCAGAAAGUUGAUUACCUGAUGGAAUUCGCUCAGUGGUUAUAUUGCAACCAGUUUCCCCUCAGUGAUGUCAUUAAACCUCUGGACUGGGUGGUAGAUCUCUUGCUACAUAUGAAAUUUUCUGUGCCAUCCUCACAAGGAGAAGAACACUUGAGGGUAGACCCUGGAUCAAACGAUGCCAUGCCCCAAAUGAAUUUGGAAGAUUUGAGCAAUAUUAAACAAUUGGAAGCUUUGUUUCGAGCACAGACAUUAAUGGCUUUAAUUUCUGGCUGUAGUUCCCUUUCUCAUCAGCAGCACUGUUUGAUGGCCUAUGCCUGUAUCCUCCAGAUCUGGCAGGUAUCACUGUCAGCAUCAGGACCUAUUGCAAAGUCUUCACGACUUACAGCUCCUCAGAAGGCACAAUCAAUAAAUGCUCCUAAAAAAAAGGACAAAAAGAAAGAGCAGCAAGUUGAAGUGUCAGUUGUGACAGAGAAGCUGAAAGGGAAAGGAUCAGUGGAUACCUUGCCAGCUAACGUGGAGGAAUGGGCUCAUUAUGACUGUCCCAAGGAAAUCAGAGACACUUUUAAAGAGAAAACAAACAGCUGUGGAAUUAACUGGGACAAUUUCCCAAAGCCUAUUUGCACUUUGUAUUUUAUGGACCUUUUAUCUAAAGAGCUACAGAAGAUUUUUUGCCCCCACUUGAUUCUUCCCAUCUUUCAGCUAGCUGAAGUUAUUGCUAAUGAAGUUGUGGGAUGCAGAAGUUUGUCUGAUCUCUAUCACCUUCGAAUUGCCCUGAUAUGUUCAGACCUAAAACUGAGUCAGGCAUCUUUGUAUCAUGAGAAAGCUGCUGGAGAAGCACACAUUAGUGAAUUGGAACAAGCAAUGUGUAGGCAUGAGAUUGCAAUGAAAAAAGAAAAGAAAGCUCAUACUAAGAUGGAAGAUGGAAAAACAGUUUCUGAAAAUGCUCAGCUGAGUGAUAGUAGGGAUGAGAAUAUCCUUACUUCAAGUGAAAAGGUUUUUGAGUUCAAUAUGAUAGCAGGAAAAGGACUGAGUGCACUUUCUUUCCCUUACCUGUGGAUAGAAAAGGCUGAAGUGCUGAUCCAGCUGGGCUUGUAUCAACAGGCAAGACUUCUGCUUUCAGAGGCCCAUGGUGCAGCCCAGGAACUGGGGGCCCUUCAUGAUUUGUCAAGGUGCUUGUACUUACUUGCUGUAUUGGCCAACCUGGAGAGAAACCACAGGCAAGCUAAAGUGUUCCUUGAUAAAGCACAGCUUCUAGGAGGAAAUGAGCAGUUUUGGUACAACAGUACUCUCAGUCUAAUUGAAGCAGUUCUAGAGGGAGAGGAAGAAGGAAGACAGAGCAUGGCUUGUGAGAUACUGGAACACACUAUAAGUGUGCUCAGAUCUGCUUUAGUGAAGAGACCCAACAGGCAGUCGGAGUUGGGUUUUGUAAUCGCAUGCCUUGAAGCCAGGAUGGUUGCCAAGCAGGAAAGAAGCAAAGCAGCGAAACAUAGUCACUAUCUGGAUGCUUAUAACUUAGCUCAGAGGGCUGUAUGUCAAACAGAGGAAGUGUUCCGUGAUGUUUGGAGCUUGUUUGCAGUUAAUGAGACUACAGAUAUCAGUAUCCCAUUAAUGAGGCAACUAGCUAACAGGAAACUAAAUCUUGUAGAAAUUGUUUUGGAUAUUUUUCAUCUUGUUAUUACUGAGAAAAAGCUUAAAAAAUUGGGAGAAGCAUCGUCUCGCGAACUCGUGGAGGCAUUCCUCAGGGGAACUGCUGAAGGUGAUGCAGCAGAACAGGCCUGGGAGCAUAUGGAGCGCACUGUGGGUCAUAUUGCACUGGCUCAGUUAGCGAACAUACAGCUUCUUUGUAGAGGCUGCCCUGACAUCAAAUCCAAAUGCCUGUACCUCGCUGGAAAAACUCUCCAUUUGCUUGCCAUUGAUGUAGAUCCUGUACAUUCAGAGCUUUACUGGGAGCCAGAUGUUACGGAAGAAGCUAAAUUAGACAUUUCCAAAUCUUCCCUGACGGCAGCAGAAUGCAGUGAACAGGGAGUGACAGACAGCAAUUUGCCAACUGACCAGCAUCAGCAUGAUAAGUGUAAGAGGAAAGUACUGGAGUUAAAGAAGGAACAUGGUCUGUCUCAGAAAUACCUUUCUCAGUCCAGUGAAGCUUUGCUGCAGUCUAUGGGUGUUGCAUUCAGUCAUAAUGUUACUGAUGUUCUGGCUCGUGCUAGCUUAGAAAUGGUUGAAUGCUUUCAACAAUUCGAUCCAAUUGCAACUAGCCAGUUUUUGGCCCUUCACCAGAGCUGUUCAGCAUCUCUGACGAUGAAGAGUAUUCUUCUAGCAGCUACAUCUAACACCAGCAGCUCUCAGGUGGCAGCAUUACUGCAUCUUCAGAAUCAUUUACAACAACACAGAAACACAGGUGAUCUUCUAAAAAAGGUGGAACAGCAACUGGCUGCUACUUCAAUGGCAUGGAAAAAUCUCUGUAUUCCUGUUGAACAUUUUAACAUUAUGGAUGAAUUGCCCUCUAAUUUCUGUGUAAUGGUUCUCCAGCAUUCAGAAGACAGAUCAAAUCUGUACAGCUCAUUGAUUGAGAAGCCAAAAGUGAAUACUGCAGAGCAAAAGGGAAGGGCCAUGCAGCCGAUGGUGCAAGCAAAAGUUUCCAGGUGUCCUGUGAGUCCUGGUGCAUUCUAUGUUUUGUUGGAAAAGCUGCAUCUCUACAAGCAGCAGAAGGUGGAAAGCCAUCUUAGACAGACUUCCAUUCAAAACGUGGAAGAGUGUGUCUCCAAAACAGAAGAGAUUCCUCCAGUCAAAACAGAUGAUAAUGGGCAUGAUGUGACAUCAGAUUUCUCUGAAAUACUAGAAAUGAUGGAAGACUACCUGAAACCUGUCCUCUCCCAGUGUGAUCUGUCUGGUGUCAGAGCACAGAGCACUUCAGUUUCAGCAGCUGACUCAGGAACAACAAAAGUGAAAGAUAAGGACAUCAAACACACUAGAAAGCAGGGUACACCUCUGGACUUGGAACUGUGUGUGGUGUUACUAGGAGAUCAGUUAUUUAUGGAAUUGCCUUUGGAAGCCCUAAGCAUCUUUAAAGGGAAAGGAAUAUGUUCUGUAUCCAGAGACUUUUCUCUCCAGAUUCUCUACAAUCGAAUACACCUGGCUGAGCCAGAUAUUGUGGACCCCUAUAAUGAAGGACGAGAUGCAGAAGCUUUAAGCCCUUCCCAAAAAAUGAAGGAAAUCCUAGAGAAAUACCAAGCCCUAUUUACACUGCAGUGGGAAGGAGUUACUGGCAGUGCCCGUGUGCCAAGCCAAGCUGAAUGGGAGCAGCUGCUGACAAACUGCAGUGGAUUUCUCUUCUACGGAAUGGAGAGAUUCCUGUCUCAUGUUUUACUCAACAGACUAGUUGCUAUGAACAUCCCAAAGUGCCGUCUGAUGAUACUUCUGGAUCUGGUGCGCUCCAAGAAGAGUUACCAGAGAGUUGCAAACUCUGGGAUCCACAAAAGUUGCCAAUAUGUUGCUAUAGAGGGACCAACGGAGACAGCAAUGCUUCUAAGCCUGAGUGGUGUGGGGUCCAUUAUAGCCAACCAGUGGUUCACUACCUUGCAGGAGAAUGCCCAGAGGCUGGACAUUCUGUCAGAGAGUUUGCUGAGCAUGGGUAGAACUACUGGGCAGACAGUCUAUGUUCUCCAGGAGACUCUGACGCCCAAGGGAAGGGAUGCUAUUACAAUGGAAGUGGAUUCUGAUGGCCCUCCUGGACGCAAAGCAGAAGAUCAGCCCAUUCACCUUUCCUCAGCUCUCCCUGCAAAUUGCCCAGCCUCUCUGAACUGUGUGCUCUAUGGUUUACCCAACACAGUGGUGAUGUGA
Indicator indicator is the source of this 7548-nucleotide messenger RNA. RefSeq names its product cilia and flagella associated protein 46 (gene CFAP46). Lineage: Eukaryota; Metazoa; Chordata; Aves; Piciformes; Indicatoridae. Gene Ontology annotation, biological process: cilium movement involved in cell motility; axoneme assembly. The transcript has 56 exons. Bases 1 to 7548 code for a protein of 2515 amino acids. Gene Ontology annotation, molecular function: protein binding. The record is from RefSeq and is a predicted model, not a curated record.